GAUCAACACACAGACUUGAGGGGUGAAUGAACACGAACAACGCAAUAUAUUGGGGUACGAGGGUACCCAUGAAGAUGAUGAAAAGGCCGUGAGAACUUCCCGCUGAUCUUCCAAUAUUUCUCCAAUAUAAUCCACUUUUGAUAUGGAUUGCACCCCGUACACCCCGCAUUAUUGGACGUGCACGAACCUCGGGGAAGAAUUUCACGAAGAAAAGCUAAACGUUGUCAAUUAUUGCUUGUGAUUGUAUUUCACGACUCAAUAGCAGCACCAACCGUGUCUGCGUGUGGAAAGCCGAUCAAUUGAGACAUGCAUGACUCUGAAUGCUCAUGGCUUCGCACAGCAUGCUGGCAUGAAUGACACUCUCUUCAAGACUCAUUUACAACUUUAAUUUUCUUAUCCCAUCUGAUUCUCAGCAUCAUUUCGCAAUCUUCAAGCCUGUGAAUGAAGGUGUUUUGAAAAUGCCUCGCGGAUAUCAAGGUAUCCUCGACAAUGGGUUCAUGGAGGAGAUCAAAACAGAUCACCCAUUGUUGUCUCCGACCGUCACCAAAUCACCUACGAAAUACUGGAAACCUAAAAAGCUGUGCCCGGAUUUCAUAAAGCCUUCAUUUCUAAGUAGAACGAGAGCGCCAGCAAAACCACUCCAUGCAACUGCCUGGCUUGAUGGAUUGAGAGGUUAUGCAGCAUUCUUGGUAUAUGUUCUACAUCAUGAGCUAUGGGCCCACACCGCAGCGAACGGCAAUUGGAUCUUGGAGAUGGGGUUUGGCUAUGAGAAGAUGUACUAUGCGGUUCAAUUACCUUUCGUUCGAACAUUCUUCACAGGUGGCCAUCUCGCCGUGACCACGUUUUUCGUGAUUUCAGGAUAUGUUCUCUCCAGAAAGCCAUUGAUGCUCAUUCAAUCUGGAGAUUUGGCAAAGCUUGGAGAUAAUCUGGCAUCAGCAUUAUUCAGACGUUGGAUAAGAUUAUGGCUUCCAGUAAUCGCCACGACGUUGAUAUAUCUCACCAUAUGGCACAAGUUCAAUCUCUAUCCACUGCCGAGGUCUGAACAUGAAAAGAAUUGGGCCAGUGAGGUAUGGAAAUGGUACUUGGAGAUGAAGAACUUCAGCUACAUCUUCAGGACUGGCGGAGAUCCUUGGCUCUCUUAUAAUGUCCAUGUGUGGUCAAUACCAGUUGAAAUGAAAGGUUCCAUUACCAUUUAUGCGGCUCUUAUGGCAUUUUCAAGAUGCUCACGAAAUGCGAGACUAUACCUCGAGCUCGGAUUAAUUUACUACUUCAUGUAUAUCGCAGAUGGCGCCCAAAAUUCAAUGUUUAUGGCUGGCAUGUUUCUCUGCGAUCUAGAUCUGCUCGCCGAAAAUGAUGACUUGCCCCAUUUCUUUUCCAGAUUCGAUUCUUGGAAAGAGCUCAUUUUCUCUAACCUCUUCGUUGCCGCUAUGUAUCUUGGAGGUGUGCCCUCUUUCAAUUUGGAUGAGAAGGUAUUGAGAAACACUCCUGGGUGGUAUUAUCUAUCCUAUUUGAAGCCACAAGCCGUGUUUGAUUACAAAUGGUUCUACCUUUUCUUUGCAGCGACAUUUCUCGUGGCAUCUAUUCCUCGAAUUCCAUGGCUAAAGAGCUUCUUUGAAACUCGAUUUUGCCAAUAUAUGGGCCAUGUAUCUUUCGCCUUCUAUCUUGUGCAUGGGCCCAUCAUGACACUUCUAGGCGAUAGACUAUACUCGGCGGUCGGCUGGUCACAAGAGAUAUCGGAUGAAAUGUUACCGUGGACCAAUAUAUUCCCAAUUUCGAAAACCGGGCUGUUCGGGAUGGAGCUGAGCUUCUUUGUUCCCCAUCUGAUCCUCUUCCCUGUUACACUUUGGAUUGCGGAGAUUGUUACGAGAUUGAUCGAUGAACCUAGUGUGAGGUUUGCGCAAUGGCUAUACAGAAGAACUCUUGCACCAUCACCUCGUUUGUAGAAUUAUGGAGCCGAACAUUGGGUAUCGAUGUACUUGUCAGCUCGUUUGGGCGUUGUGUAAUUAGAUUAGACGUCAUGGAUCGUGCCUUGUUAUGGCAAAAACCGGCUCGGCCAGUUACCUCAAAAAUUGUCUGACUGCAGCCCUUAAUGCGGUGCUUUUAAAAUGAAUAACGACAAUUGGUUCGUUAACACA
Molecule: messenger RNA, 2135 nt
Organism: Botrytis cinerea B05.10
Lineage: Eukaryota; Fungi; Ascomycota; Leotiomycetes; Helotiales; Sclerotiniaceae
Exons: 1
Coding region: 354-1943 (529 amino acids)
Biological process (GO): polysaccharide biosynthetic process
Cellular component (GO): membrane
Molecular function (GO): acyltransferase activity, transferring groups other than amino-acyl groups
Source: RefSeq, a predicted model, not a curated record